UCAAGUAUGUCAGUCGUCAAAACCCGCCUCUUUCCACCCAAAAUAACAUGGAUGGAGAUGCCUGUGGUAUAAAAAGUAUUGUAGGAUAAACAUUCCUUUCUCUUAAAACCGCACCGCAAACCCGGGGGAGCAUUUAUUGAUGAGUUCAUAGAUGGCAGAGGAAGUGUUAUUAGCAGAAGAUGGGAAAUGUGUGGGGUCUCUCACCAAGUCGCUGCUGGCCGUGGCUUUCCUGGCCUCGUUCGGUAGCUCCAUGCUCUAUGGCUACAACCUGGCCGUCGUCAACUCUCCUGCAGAGUACAUCAAGGCAUUCUAUAACCAGACGAUGGUAGCAAGGAACGGGACGGGUCUGGACGACAAGACUCUUACGUUGUUCUACUCUGUCACCGUGUCUGUGUUUGCCAUCGGGGGCAUGGUGGGCAGCCUCACGGUGGGCAUACUAGUCACCAGAUUUGGAAGGAAAGGCACCCUGGUGAGAAUCACAUGUCUGGUGUUUAUAGGUGGAGCCUUCAUGGGCUUCAGCAGGACCUUCGGCUCUCCAGAGAUGAUCAUUGUUGGACGCUUCAUCACAGGGGUACACUCAGGUAUCUCUCUGAGUGUGGUGCCAAUGUAUCUUGGGGAGAUAGCACCUAAGAACCUGCGAGGCUUCCUGGGCCUCGUGCCUAGCAUCUUUAUCUGUCUAGGAGUCUUCAUCGCUCAGAUCCUGGGGCUACAUGAACUACUGGGAAAGGAAGAGCACUGGCCCCUCUUCCUGUCUCUGGUGGUGAUCCCCACAAUGUUCCAGCUAAUGCUGUUGCCAUGGUUCCCAGAGAGCCCGCGGUACCUGCUCAUAGAGAAGAGGAAUGUCCACGCCACCAUCACAGCUCUGAAGUGGUACCGGUCCAAAGUGAACAUCCAGGCAGAGAUCGAGGAGAUGCAGGAGGAGCAGCGGUCCAUGUCCUCGGUCCAGACCGUGUCGGUCAUCGGUCUGCUGAAGGACCGGAGCGUCCGCUGGCAGGUCAUCACUAUAGUGGUGGUCAAUAUCGGCAUGCAGCUGUCCGGUAUCGACGCGAUCUGGUUCUAUACCAACGCCAUCUUUGAGAACGCAGGUAUCCCAGUCCCUCAGAUCCAGUACACCACGGUUGGAACCGGAGCCAUCGAGGUUAUCGCUGGAUGCGUAGGGUGCUUCACCAUUGAACGGCUGGGCAGAAGACCUCUGAUGAUUGGUGGAUUCACCUUCAUGGGAAUUUGCUGUGCAGGGAUCACACUCUCCCUCAUGUUCCAGUCCCACUACAUCAGUGUUGCCUGUGUGGUGGGGAUCAUCGCUGGCUUCUGUAUAGGACCAGCUGGAGUGCCCUUCCUGAUUACAGCAGAGCUGUUUAAACAGUCCCAUCGUCCGGCUGCCUACACUGUGGCUGGAUGCCUCAACUGGCUGUCCAACUUCACCAUCGGCUUUGUCUUCCCCUUCCUACAGAUGUCGGCAGGGGCCUACUGCUACCUGGUGUUCUUUGGCGUGUGCACGGCCGUGGCGGCCUACGUCUUCUUCAUCGUCCCCGAGACCAAGAACAAGACAUUUGUGGAGAUCAGCCAGAUGUUCGCGGCCAGGAACGGCAUGCUGGAGGAGGAGAGCAGCGAACUGGGCGUCUUUAACAGCCUCAAACUGGCCAAGAUGAACGGCUACGGUGCCGUCGACCUGGAGUACGACGUGAUAGAGAAUAAAAAGUAGAGGAGGGGAAAGGGAGAGAGAGAGAGAGACAUCCGUAGUCUUAAAGUGUCUCUUCAUCUGUACUGAUCUGAAAACACCCCACUGGGCACAGACGUCAGUUAAACGUCUAUUUUUGAUUUCCAUUUAGUUGAGUUGUCAACUAAUGUGAAGUCAAUGUGAAAUCAACAUAAAAUGUCACCAUGAUAUUGGCUUUAGGUUAAAAGUUAGUUGAAAAAAAGACAAAAUCCCCUUUUUGCAAAUCCAAAUAGUUUCCCGCAUUGAUUCAACGUCAUCACACUGAAUAUAUUUGUUGAAAUGAUGUGGAAACAACCAGUUUUUGCCCAGUGGGACAGAGUAGGUGAAAGCAAUGUGGUGGAAUUGGUGGACUUUGCUUUCCCUUGCCCAGUUAGUGCAGACAACGGAAAAAAUCAUCUAUUUCGAUUCAUUGUUCAGUAUUUCAUUUCGUUCUUCUUCUGAAUCUGUGUUCAUGCGUUACAGACACCUGUGUCAGUCUACAAAACCUCUGAUGUAAGAGCUCUUGGUGUAACGGUUCUCUUUAGGUGAAGGAGAGUCGGACCAAAAUGCAGCGUGUAGAUUGCGAUCCAUGUUUAAUGAACAAACGUAAACAGGAAUAAAUACAAACACUACAAAACAAUAAACGUAACG
Messenger RNA from Oncorhynchus gorbuscha (pink salmon), 2347 nucleotides. RefSeq names its product solute carrier family 2, facilitated glucose transporter member 9-like. Gene Ontology annotation, cellular component: membrane. Gene Ontology annotation, biological process: monosaccharide transmembrane transport. The coding region runs from base 152 to 1702 and encodes 516 amino acids. NCBI's taxonomy places the organism in Eukaryota, Metazoa, Chordata, Actinopteri, Salmoniformes, Salmonidae. Gene Ontology annotation, molecular function: hexose transmembrane transporter activity. The record is from RefSeq and is a predicted model, not a curated record. The transcript is spliced from 12 exons.